Molecule: messenger RNA, 1224 nt
Organism: Notechis scutatus (mainland tiger snake)
Lineage: Eukaryota; Metazoa; Chordata; Lepidosauria; Squamata; Elapidae
Source: RefSeq, a predicted model, not a curated record
AUGGCAGCCCUCGACGGCGAGAGAACACACGCACCAGACCCCGGGAUCACCAGACGGAGAGCCGUUGGAGCCAAGAGGCGCCUGGCACCCACCAUCUGCCACCACGAACUCGAAGACCAAACGCUAACUCUCAAAGACUACCAGGGAAACCGCAUCUCUGUAGUCGGAAGAGGCCACUUCAAAAUCACCUUCAAGGACCGCACUGAAGUGCUACCCCUGACGAUCGUCGACCGAGAUCGACCGAGCCUAUUGGGACUGCAGUGGUUCGCGCCCCUAGGCAUCGAGGUAACCGGAAUCCACCACGUCGAAGAGGCAGACUGGGAAGCAGCACUCGGCUGUAUACUUUGGGGGGACAGAGUGGUAAUCCCGGAUAAACUACAGGAAAGGGUGCUGGGAAUGUUGCAUGAGGGACACCCGGGAAUGGUUAAGAUGAAAAGCGUGGCCAGAAGCUACGCAUGGUGGCCAGGAAUAGACAAACAGAUCGAAACCUGGGUAGCUAAAUGCAAACAGUGCCAAGAAUCCAGACCAAAUCCUCCCGCCGCCCCAAUCCAAGAGUGGGAAACGCCAAGAGGUCCGUGGUCUAGGAUUCACAUAGACUUCGCGGGGCCAACCAAGGGACACAUGUACCUUAUCACAGUAGACGCUUACUCCAACUGGUUGGAAGUAAGCACCAUGAAAUCGACCACAACAGAGGCGGUAAUAAAGAAACUAAAUAAACUCUUUGCCACACACGGCCUGCCAGACGUGCUAGUGUCGGACUAUGGGCCCCAGUUUACCGCACUAGCAUUCGAACAAUUCUUGGCAGGCCAGGGCAUACGCCAUGCAUUAACCGCGCCUGCAAAUCCGGCGGCGAAUGGGCGGGCAGAACGCAUGGUCCAAUACACGAAGAAAACCAUCCAGAAAAUAGAAGCAACCAACAUACAGGACAGAAUUAAUAAAAUGCUCCUCAUUCAACACAUUACACCUAGCGCGACCACAAACAGAAGCCCGGCAGAACUAAUGAUGGGCAGAAAACUAUGGUCGACGCUUGACAGAAUGCACCCAAUAUAUAACCCGGAAAAACCUCCGGGUUCCUCUAGCAAACUCAGAAAAUAUAACAUAGGGGACCUAGUAUAUGCAAAAAACUUAUCUGGGGAACCACUCUGGGUACCAGCAACAAUAACACAAAUAACCGGCCCCCUAUCAUACCAGCUAGAAACAAGCGACGGAAAAAACUGGAAAUGA